Messenger RNA from Phaethon lepturus (White-tailed tropicbird), 1440 nucleotides. It is a transcript of the gene PITPNB, whose product is annotated as phosphatidylinositol transfer protein, beta. The annotation marks the transcript as partial. The record is from RefSeq and is a predicted model, not a curated record. Gene Ontology annotation, biological process: phospholipid transport. Gene Ontology annotation, cellular component: cytoplasm. Gene Ontology annotation, molecular function: phosphatidylcholine binding; phosphatidylcholine intramembrane carrier activity; phosphatidylinositol binding. The transcript is spliced from 10 exons. Lineage: Eukaryota; Metazoa; Chordata; Aves; Phaethontiformes; Phaethontidae.
CCGAGUGGUUUUACCUUGUUCAGUGCAAGAGUAUCAAGUUGGGCAACUUUAUUCUGUGGCAGAAGCUAGCAAAAAUGAAACAGGAGGUGGUGAAGGAAUUCAAGUCUUAAAAAAUGAGCCUUAUGAAAAGGAUGGCGAGAAGGGACAAUAUACUCACAAAAUCUAUCAUUUAAAGAGUAAAGUUCCUGGUUUUGUAAGGAUGAUUGCUCCAGAGGGCUCCCUGGUGUUCCAUGAGAAGGCUUGGAACGCAUAUCCAUACUGUAGAACAAUUGUCACAAAUGAAUACAUGAAAGAUGACUUCUUCAUAAAAAUUGAAACCUGGCAUAAACCAGAUUUGGGGACAUCAGACAACGUGCACAAUUUAGAUCCAAACACAUGGAAAAGUGUUGAAGUUGUCCAUAUUGACAUUGCAGAUAGAACUCAAGUAGAACCAGGAGACUACAAAGCUGAUGAAGACCCUGCAUUAUUCCAGUCGGUUAAGACGAAGAGAGGACCAUUGGGGCCAAAUUGGAAGAAAGAGCUAGCAACUGAUGAAGAGUGUCCUAAAAUGUGUGCUUACAAGCUGGUGACUAUCAAAUUUAAAUGGUGGGGAUUGCAGAACAAAGUUGAAAACUUUAUACAAAAGCAAGAAAAAAGGAUAUUUACCAACUUUCAUCGCCAGCUGUUCUGUUGGAUUGACAAGUGGAUUGAUCUGACUAUGGAAGACAUUAGGAGAAUGGAGGAUGAAACCCAAAAGGAGCUGGAAGCGUUACGUAAUCAAGGCCAAGUCAGAGGAACAAGUGCUGCCAAUGAUGAAUGAUGAUGGAUUUAACCAUCUCAUGCAGUGUUGAUAUACAAAUGUGUGUGUGGAUGCAUGAUUAUUUGUAUAUAAUUAUAUAUACGCACAUGCAUACUGAAGGGGGUUGUUACAGUGUCUCCAGGGUACUAUACCUGUCCUCAGCAAAGAUUCAAAGGAAACUGCUUUCAAUAUGUAUACCUGAAGCAAAUAAAAAUCAACUGAGUAGUGUCAUUUAAAGGAUGAAUUAACUGCAGAAUUAUGCUAACUGGUAUGUUUCAUGAAUGUCAAUACUGGACCAAUUUAUUCCCUACUUGUUUUUUUCCUGUCUUGAGUCACUCUGCUAUAACUUGCCCAUAUCUCAUUGUAAAGAAACAGAUUCCAAUAAGUUAAUUUCAGUUUUGUGUCUUCCCUAUGUGAUUAUUUUUGGAGUAGGAACAAUGAAUGUAUUUAUAGCUAUUUAUUUCUGGAUUGUCAUUAUCCUAUAGUCAAAUCAGAAAAAAACUUCUAUUACUGGAAAUUGGAAGACUUUUACUGUUGAAUAAGUUUAGCCCAGACUUUACCCAUUCACUGAUUUAAAAGAAAAAAAUCAUGUUUUAUUGGACUUUUGUACAUUGAAAUGCUAAUGUUUUUUCUUCAUUAAAAUUGGCAAGAUUAAGGAAAAA